CCCGCAGCUGGUGCUGUGGGGCCGCGGAGCCGCGCGUCGCUGUCUCUAUGGCCCCGGAUCCCAGCGCAAAGGUGAGGAAGGCGGAGAGUGCGGGCAGCCCGCGGGGCCAGGCCCGGGCCGGGGGUCGGGGACCGGGCAAAGCCUUCUCCACGUCCAUUCCACCCUACGAGCUGGGCCAGGCCUUUCUCACUGCCAAGACCCCCAGUCCUGCAUAAAGGCUUUAGAGGGGCACGGGCCUGGCCUCGGGUCGCGCGGGGCGCAGACCGCCGCCGCGGAGUCUGGGACUGGAGCGGGGCGGGGACCCGCGUGGCGAACGGUGUUCCCCUGGAUCUGGGUCACGUCUCUCGGCGUCCGGCGCGAUCGAAGGAGAGCUUGUCCUCGAGCUGCAGCAAUAGAGACUGAGAAAACGGACCUCAAAGAACCAGGACUAGCCCUGCUAUCAGGGGCAAGGUGACCCAUCAGUAACCUACGAACUCUCUAUGACUCCACAACUUCCGUUUACCAUGAAGUUUGCAUUUGAUGCAGAAAGGCAUGUGAUCCAUCCUUCCCUCUGACCUCGUAGCUGUGAUUCCAUGGCCACACAACCCUGUGGCUCCAUGACCCCUCCAUUCCAGGAUCCUCCCUGGCCCCAUGACUUCUUGACCCCAUGGCCUCAUGACCCCUGACCUUCCACGUGACCUUCCUAGACUUUGACCCCUGUGACUGUGUUUCCCAUCGCUUCCUGUGGCUCUGGCCUUGGCUACCCUUGGGGGUCUUGUUGGUCUGGGCCUCCCCAGGAAGAUGUGGGGGAGGCUUUGGUCCCUCCUCCUGAGCCUCCUCGCAGCAACAGCUGUCCCUGGACCCUCCCUGCGGCGACCUUCCCGAGAACUAGAUGCCACCCCACGGAUGACCAUUUCCUAUGAAGAGCUCUCCGGGACCCGGCACUUCAAGGGCCAAGCUCAGAACUAUUCAACAUUGCUGUUGGAGGAGGCCUCUGCAAGGCUGCUGGUGGGAGCUCGAGGCGCCCUGUUCUCUCUCAGUGCCCAUGACAUAGGAGAUGGGGCUCACAAAGAGAUCCGGUGGGAGGCCUCCCCAGAGAUGCAAAGCAAAUGUCAUCAAAAAGGGAAAAACAACCAGACUGAGUGUUACAACCAUGUCCGGUUCCUACAGCGGCUCAAUGCCACCCACCUUUAUGCAUGUGGGACUCAUGCCUUCCAGCCCCUCUGUGCAGCCAUUGAUGCCGAGGCCUUCACUCUACCAAGCAGCUUCGAGGAGGGGAAGGAGAAGUGUCCUUACGACCCAGCCCGCGGCUUCACAGGCCUCAUCAUUGAUGGAGGCCUCUACACAGCCACACGGUAUGAAUUCCGGAGCAUUCCUGACAUCCGCCGGAGCCGCCACCCACAUUCUCUGAGAACUGAGGAGGCCCCAAUGCACUGGCUCAAUGAUGCUGAGUUUGUGUUCUCUGUGCUGGUACGGGAGAGCAAGGCCAGUGCAGUGGGUGACGAUGACAAGGUUUACUACUUCUUCACGGAGCGUGCCGCCGAGGAAGGCUCCAGCAGCUUCACUCAGAGCCGCAGCAGCCACCGUGUGGCUCGUGUGGCCCGUGUGUGCAAGGGAGAUCUGGGAGGGAAGAAGAUCCUGCAGAAGAAGUGGACAUCCUUCCUCAAGGCUCGUCUCAUAUGCCACAUUCCACAGUAUGAGACACUGCGUGGGGUCUGCAGCCUGGAUGCUGACACCUCAGCCCGCACACACUUCUAUGCCACUUUCACACUGACCACACAGUGGAAGACCUUGGAGGCCUCAGCCAUCUGCCGCUAUGACCUGGCCGAGGUGCAGGCUGUCUUCGCAGGGCCCUACAUGGAAUACCAGGAUGGUGUCCGGCGCUGGGGUCGCUAUGAGGGUGGGGUGCCUGAACCCCGGCCUGGUUCGUGCAUCACAGAUUCAUUGCGCAGCCAAGGCUACAACUCAUCCCAAGAUUUGCCAUCCCUGGUCCUGGACUUCGUGAAGUUGCACCCACUGAUGGCUCGUCCUGUGGUACCCACACGUGGACGGCCCCUGCUGCUCAAACGAAAUGUGCGCUAUACACACCUCACAGGAACACCCGUCACCACACCUUCUGGAGUCAUCUAUGACCUGCUCUUUCUGGGCACAGCUGAUGGCUGGAUCCAUAAGGCCGUUGUCCUGGGCUCUGGGAUGCACAUUAUCGAAGAGACACAAGUGUUCAGGGAGCCCCAGUCUGUGGAGAAUCUAGUCAUCUCUCCAAUGCAGCACAGCCUCUACGUGGGGGCCCCAAGUGGAGUCAUCCAGCUACCACUGUCCAGCUGCUUCCGCUACCGUUCCUGCUAUGACUGCAUUCUAGCACGGGACCCCUACUGUGGCUGGGACCCCAGCACCCAUGCCUGCGUGGCAGCCACCACCACAGCCAACAGGACAGCACUGAUACAGGACAUAGAGAGAGGAAACAGAGGCUGUGAGGGCAGCAGGGAUACAGGGCCACCACUACCACUGAAGACCCGUUCUGUGCUCCGGGGUGAUGAUGUCCUUCUGCCUUGUGACCAGCCAUCCAACCUGGCCCGGGCUUUGUGGCUACUCAAUGGGAGCAAAGGCCUAAGUGAUGGGCAGGAUGGCUACCGUGUGGGCGUGGAUGGGCUGCUAGUGACAGACACACAGCCUGAGCACAGUGGCAACUAUGGCUGCUAUGCUGAGGAGAAUGGCCUCCGUACCUUACUGGCUUCCUACAGCCUCACAGUCCGGCCCACCACUCCUGCCCCAGCUCCACAAGCCCCUGCCACGCCUGGGGCACAGCUGGCACCUAACGUGAGGCUGCUCUAUGUGCUAGCCAUUGCUGCACUUGGUGGCCUCUGCCUCAUCCUGGCCUCCUCCCUCCUCUAUGUAGCUUGUCUGCGGGGAGGCAGACGAGGACGAAGACGGAAAUACUCACUGGGUCGGGCUGGCCGGGUAGGGGGCUCUGCUGUGCAGCUGCAGACAGUCUCAGGCCAGUGUCCUGGAGAGGAAGAUGAGGGUGAUGAUGGGGAGGAGCCUGAGGGACUGGAGAGCAGCUGCCUCCAGAUCAUCCCUGGGGAGGGUGCCCCAGCCCCACCACCCCCACCACCUCCACCACCACCGGCUGAGCUGACCAAUGGGCUGGUGGCACUACCGAGCCGGCUGCGGAGGAUGAAUGGCAACAGCUAUGUGCUCCUGAGGCAGAGCAACAAUGGAGUACCAGCAGGGCCCUGCUCCUUCGCUGAGGAACUCAGCCGCAUCCUGGAGAAGAGGAAGCACACGCAGCUCGUAGAGCAGCUAGAUGAGAGCUCUGUCUGAGCCCAGCCUCCCCUAACAAAUUCUCUUCCAAGCCAGCCUGUGUACCCCAGGCUGGGCUGCUGCCUUCCCAACAUAGCCACCCUCCUUCACACCCCCACUCCAUGCCCUCCUCCCAACUUUUUGAUGUCUCUGUAGGGCUGGCCAGUCAGGCCCAGCCAAAGCCCCUUUCUCAGUCUCCAAGACCUAUGUAUGAGCAGCCCAGGCCCACCGGUGCUCCUCAGAGGUAGGGCUCUGCAGAUCCAGAUGACCUCAAUGUCACCACCCUCUGCACCGCCCUGUGUUCUGGAUCAUCCUGAAGCCAAAUAAGACCUCUGCUAGCCACCUGAGCCCUGCAUACAUUCACAUGUGCACAUGGAAGAAUGUUCAUCAGCUGGGCUGCAGUGUCCCACCCCACCCUCUCCUGCUGCAUUCUUGGUUUUCAUCCCUUCUGGAUUUGGGGUACCCUCCCAAUUGUCACAUCCCUAUCUAGUUGUCUGCUGCAGUCCCAGCCCCAGCCCCAUGUGUUGACCCCUUUGGCAAGAGCUUGGGAUCAGGCCAGCCUGGGAGGUAAGACUGCAUCAUUCCCCUCUUCUGCCUUCCUGUGCAGCCCUUGUGAGUCAGCUCCCCCCACCCCUUGGUCACAAGGAAGAGCAACAGAGCUCUUUCCCUGUGCAUAUGUGGAAACACACCCACCACACAUGUGCUUACAUUUCCAUCCACAUGCACCUCUGAGCCUCCCCUUGCUGCCUUGGACCUGUGUCUGGCAGGUUUGGUCCGUGGACAUUUCAAAGGGAGAUCCCCCUCCCAUUUAGCUGUCUUUGCAGACCCUUCCCUGGGACGAGUGACCAACACUGCACUCAAUGAGCCAGCCUCCCUUUUGGGGACCAAGCAUUUGCUCCCCUUAGGCCACAGCAGGGGGAGAAGAGGACUGAUGUCUCACCUGGCACACAAAGCCCGUUCUUGGAACUAUGCAAAGGGCAGAGGCUGGGAGUUUGGAUGCUUGGCUCCCACCCCUGUCCUACCUCACCGGGGCACUUUCAGAGUCCAGGGGCCUCUGAAGUCUUCAGGCCCAUAUGGGACAAUCAAUCCUGACUGAGCUCCCCCAUUCCCAUUGGGUGAGGAUGACUGUUAUUUUUGUAGCUGAGAACGUGGAAUCCCACGGGUUUUUACUGCCCUUCACCCAACCUCUCCCACUCCCCCACCCCACAAUGAAUGUAUUUAUUGUGAGAACGGCUGCAGUUCUUUAGGAAUGCCCCCACUCAUCCCCCGGUGGGUGGAAUAGGCAUGUGAGAGUGGGGAGCCUGGGCUCAGCUCCUCCCCCAAUGUUGGUUAAUAAAUAUCCUCUUUCCCCA
Molecule: messenger RNA, 4631 nt
Organism: Sciurus carolinensis (gray squirrel)
Lineage: Eukaryota; Metazoa; Chordata; Mammalia; Rodentia; Sciuridae
Gene: Sema4g
Product: semaphorin 4G
Exons: 16
Coding region: 781-3300 (839 amino acids)
Biological process (GO): semaphorin-plexin signaling pathway; negative regulation of axon extension involved in axon guidance; axon guidance
Molecular function (GO): semaphorin receptor binding; chemorepellent activity
Source: RefSeq, a predicted model, not a curated record